Lathyrus sativus (Indian pea) is the source of this 819-nucleotide messenger RNA. Lineage: Eukaryota; Viridiplantae; Streptophyta; Magnoliopsida; Fabales; Fabaceae. The record is from the annotation of a GenBank genome assembly.
AUGAAGAAACAAGGUUCAGACCACAGUUCAGACCACAAACAACAAGAGAAUGAAGAACAAGAUAACAUAGAGCAAAGUACUAGCAAAUCCCCUUCACCGCCGCUUCAUUCUCUCUCAGACUCCCCAAUUUCCGACGACCAUCGCUCCCUCCCUCUAGUCGCACAACCGCCGGUGGUAACUGCUCACCGAUUCCAGGUUGAGCCAGCUGUCAUCACCAAGGUAGAUCCCGGCGCAGAAGAGGGUUUCGUCGGUGUAAAAGAGGUUGAACGUGAACGAGAACAAUCCACCACCGGAGAUGGUGGUGGUGGUGGUAACCGGAGAUUAAGACCCGACGUGUCGAGUUUGUUGAGGUCGGAGAAAGUUGUGAAUUUGAAUAAGUUUUUGUUGGGUCUUAGAAUUGGUGGAUUUGUUUUCUGCUUGGUUUCUUUUUCUGUGUUGGUUGCUGAUAGGAAAAAGGGUUGGGCUCUUGACUCUUUCUAUUUGUACAAAGAAUUCAGGUAUAGCUUAUCUGUGAAUGUGAUUGGGUUUGUGUAUUCGGGGUUGCAGAUAUGUGAUUUAGUCAAGUACCUGAUCAGCAGAAAGCAUAUAGUGGACCAUAGACUAAGGGGUUACUUCACUUUUUCAUUGGAUCAGAUCUUGACAUACCUUCUAAUGUCUGCAUCCUCAUCGGCUGCCACUAGAACUUAUGACUGGGAGUCCAACUGGGGCAACGACAAGUUCCCGUUCAUGGCAAAUGCAUCCGUGGUUUUGUCUUUCAUUGCUUUUGUGGUGUUUGCCUCGGCCUCUCUGGUCUCGGGUUCUAUCCUUUGUAGGUUCUGA